Messenger RNA from Macadamia integrifolia, 2274 nucleotides. Its product is annotated as protein FAR1-RELATED SEQUENCE 5-like. Gene Ontology annotation, molecular function: zinc ion binding; DNA binding; transposase activity. The transcript has 2 exons. The record is from RefSeq and is a predicted model, not a curated record. Gene Ontology annotation, biological process: DNA transposition; regulation of DNA-templated transcription. Bases 1 to 2274 code for a protein of 757 amino acids. Lineage: Eukaryota; Viridiplantae; Streptophyta; Magnoliopsida; Proteales; Proteaceae.
AUGGAAAGGAAUUGGUUAGAUGAGCAGUCAUUAGUGGGUCAUGUUCCUUUAUCGAUUGGUACUACUCGUGUUUCAGAUGCAUAUGAAGUAUUUGAUUUGGAAAACAAUCGAAUGAACCAUAGUACAAUUGGGCAGAGUGACGAAUUGAUUGUUGAGAGGGAGAAUCAUAGCACAUCCAACGAAGAAGAAAAUGAUGUGCAUGAUGAUAAUUCCAGUCCCGAAGAGGAAGAAAAUAAUUUUGUUCAAAGUGAUGAAAAUGGGGGUGGCAGCACAUCUUCUGGGUCUACUUAUGAGGAGGUUACCAACGAUGAAGCCAUCAAUUUGGGCUUGGAAGGGGAUGAUCAGAUCCCACUUUCAAGAACUUCCAUUAAUGAAUGGGAACCAUUUGUUGGCAUGGAAUUCGAGACUGAGGAUGAUGCAUAUAGCCACUAUAACAACUAUGCAAGGCAGAUGGGUUUUUCAGUACGAAAAUUUAGGGUGGAACGCUCAAGAGUUGAUAAUCAUAUCCUUGCUAGGUCAUUUGUUUGUGCAAACCAAGGUGAAAAAUGGUGUAAUGAUAAGCGGCGGAGGGGAUUGAAUUAUACACCUCGUGCAACAAAGAAAACCAAAUGUGAAGCCGUAAUGAGGAUCAAGUCCAGGAAUGGAAAAUGGGUGGUGGAUCUUUGUGAAACAGAGCAUAACCAUCCAACAGUGAAUCCGAAUGAUGCAUUUAGACUUCGGUCGCACCAGAAAGUUACUAGAAGUACAAUGCAACUAAUGCAACACCUGCAGAGGUGUGGGGUAAGACAGUCACUAAUAAUGAUAAUUCUAAAAGAGUUGGCUGGUGGAGAGCAACAUGUUGGUAUAACUGAGGACCGUUGUAGGAAUAUGUUUAGGACCAAGCGUAGAAAGUCUAUAGGGGUUGACUGUCAACAAGCCAUCAAUUAUUUAGAUAGAAAGCGCGCUACAGAUGCAGGGUUCUUUUAUGCAAUCCGUGUCAACGAGGAGCAACAGUUGACAGGGAUUUUUUGGAUAGAUAGUCGUGCACGAGAACAAUAUAAGAAGUUUAGUGAUGUAAUUGUGUUUGACACAACUUACAAUAAAAAUAAGUACAAAUUUCCAUUUGCUCCAUUUACUAGUGUUAACCAUCACAUGCAGUGUAUAUUGUUCGGUUGUGGCUUAAUAGCCGAUGAAACGAAGGAUUCAUUCAUAUGGCUUUUUCAGACGUGGCUUCAAGCAAUGCACAACAUUCAUCUAAAAGCAAUAUUCACUGACGAAGAUCCCGGGAUAAUGAGAGCUAUCCGGCAUGUAUUUCCAUCUACUGUCCACCGGCUAUGUGGAUGGCAUUUGGAGAAGCAUAGGAUCAUUCACAUGAGGCCUUUAUUUAAGAAAUAUACAGAUUUGAAAGCAGUAUAUAAAAGUUGCAUUAAUGAUUCAAAAUCACCAUCUGAAUUUGAGGCGAGAUGGCUUAGUAUGAUUCAGAGGUAUAAUUUAAAGGAGCAUAAGUGGUUGAGGAGGCAGUACAAAAUACGCAUGCAUUGGGUGUCAUGUUAUUUUGUUGAUACUUUUUUUGCUGGUAUGAGCACGACACAAAGAGCGGAAUCAAUGAACAAUUACUUUAAAGGUUUCUUCACUCCUUCCACCCCAAUUAAUGAAUUUGUGACACAAUAUGAAGAGGCUAUUAAGAAAAGACGGGAAAAAGAAGCUAAGGCAGACUUCGGUUGCAUCACCUCAACUCCUUCUUGUCGUACAUCCCAUAAAAUUGAGAAGCAAGCCGCAAAUGUUUAUACGGCAAAGGUGUUCAGGGUUUUCAUGGAGGAGUGGUAUGCAUGUUUUGGUCUUGAGCUCAGGCAGUGUGAUUGGGAAAUCUCAGUUAAGAGGUACGAGGUGUUUUCGUUGGAUAGGGAUCAAGAGAAUAACGUGCACCAUGUGCUAGACAACCAAGAGGCCGAAAUUACCACUUGUGAUUGCAAGAUGUUCGAGCAAAAAGGCUUACUCUGCAGGCAUAUACUUAAAGUGUAUGUGAAAACUGAUAGAUCCCAGAUUCCCCAACAAUAUAUUUUGCCUAGAUGGUCCAAAUCUGCCCUAUAUGAUAGCAGUGGGACAGGACAUGUUGAGGGCUCAUCUGAAGAACAACCCCUACCUGUGUGGAAACUUCAUGACAUUGCUAACCGGAUAGCCACUGAAGGAUCUCUUUCCCAAGAGAGGUUUGAUGUUGCACUAAAAGUUUUGAGUGAAGGACUGUCCUUCUGCCAUGGAUCCGAGACAGUGCUCUACAACGAGAGGGAGGCUUAA